Messenger RNA from Cyanidioschyzon merolae strain 10D, 696 nucleotides. RefSeq lists its product as hypothetical. Lineage: Eukaryota; Rhodophyta; Bangiophyceae; Cyanidiales; Cyanidiaceae. The record is from RefSeq and is a predicted model, not a curated record. The coding region runs from base 1 to 696 and encodes 231 amino acids. The transcript has a single exon.
AUGCAUCUCGCACGACCCUGGGCACGAGAAACGGCAACAUCCUGUCGUCAGCUCUGGUCACUUGGGGCACGGCACUGGACGAGUCGGGCGGCGGCAGCUGCGGUAGCAGGAGGCUCUACCGAGGGUUCGGUUCCGGACCUUCACGAAUACCGUUAUUUGUUUCGUUACAUGACGUGGGAUAUGCGCUCAAAACGCUUGAACGAUGUUUUGAGGCGAAUGCAGCUCCUCAUACGGGCAGCCGGCGGCGAACUUCACGGCGGUGUCGCAUCACCGAGCGAUAAACUCGAGCGCAUCGCCGUGUUGCGCUCCCCGUUCGUGGACAAGAGCUCACAAGAGCACUUUGAACGGGUGACGAGGUUUCGUGUGCUUCGCUGGACGUGGCGUGCGGAUACACAGUCCUCAGUGGCAUCGAAGUCGAACGAGCACCAGCCGGUCGAUAUGGGCCACGCGGUGGCCAUGGAGACACCUGCAGGCUACGGUCUUCGUGUCACCGAGACCCGCAACGGAUUGGCUGCCCUAGCAUUCUUCUUUACGGAUAUCGUAGAUUCGCAGCAUAAGUUGGGUAGCAACGGGCAUGCUGCUGGCGUGGAUGCCGCACCGAGAGCAGCAGGCGUCGUAGAGGCGCGGGAGUCCAGCCACGAGCGCGGGAACGCGAUACCCGGUGCGUGGUCGCGAGAAGCGCACACGGCAGCCUAG